AUGUAUCAGGUAAGGACCAAGACAACCAUGGAACUCGAAUCCGGACACUUGAAAUGGCACGGAAAUGUGAGAGCAAUCGUGGAUGCAACUAUAGACAAAGUUUGGGCCAUGGUUUCACAGACCAAGAGGCUGCCAAUGGUUGAAAGGUGCACAGACCUUGCUGGGGAAGAAGGUCAGGUGGGUUAUGUCCGGUUAGUGUCCGGAUUCAUGUUCCCUCAAGAAGAUGGUGAAAGGUCAUGGAUCAAGGAGAAGUUGAUCUCCAUUGAUCCAUCAUCCCACAGCUAUGCUUACAAGAUGGAAGCCAGCAAUGUUGGAUUGGAUGGUUCUGUGAACAAGCUCAAGCUUGUUGAGUAUGGGGACCAUGGAUCAAGUACACUAGUUGUGUGGUCAUUUGAGAUAGAUCCUCUGGAAGGUGUAUCUCAAGAUGAUAUUAUAGACUUCUUGGGCUUUGUUUACAAAUCUUCCAAUGCUAGGAUUGGUAAUGCCAUUCAAUCUGGAGCAGACAUAGUCUGAGCAAUAGCCAAACAAGAAAUCACAUCUUCCUUGUGCUUUUUAAUGGUUUACUCAUCAUUCGAGUCGCUCUGCACACAUGUCAGACUUCUGGGCUCGUGUUUCAAACAGGUCGAGCACAAUACAUUAAUGAGAAUUAUGUUCUGUAUAU
Molecule: messenger RNA, 661 nt
Organism: Linum tenue
Lineage: Eukaryota; Viridiplantae; Streptophyta; Magnoliopsida; Malpighiales; Linaceae
Source: the annotation of a GenBank genome assembly